Messenger RNA from Melanotaenia boesemani (Boeseman's rainbowfish), 2181 nucleotides. Its product is annotated as growth factor receptor-bound protein 10-like. Lineage: Eukaryota; Metazoa; Chordata; Actinopteri; Atheriniformes; Melanotaeniidae. The record is from RefSeq and is a predicted model, not a curated record. The transcript is spliced from 17 exons. Gene Ontology annotation, biological process: negative regulation of Wnt signaling pathway; negative regulation of insulin receptor signaling pathway; insulin receptor signaling pathway. The coding region runs from base 265 to 2124 and encodes 619 amino acids. Gene Ontology annotation, molecular function: insulin receptor binding.
UGCCCUGCAGUCUUUGCUGCCACUGUUUUCGCUUCUUUCUCCUCCUCUUCCUGCCGCUGUCUAUCUGUCCAGUCUGGGAAUGUUGACCAACGUGGCCUGAUCCAGCGCUGUCCAGUGUCCCUUCAUCUUCAGACUGCUACGUUUUUGUCUCUGAGGGUCUUAGCCUGCCUGUACUGAUCUGGCUGUGAGGUUCUACUCUGUCCAUCUUACAUUGAAUCUGAUCCAACCAGACGAAUUGUCCGAAAGAUUUGAAACACACAAACCAUGGCUGUGGCCAGAUGUCCGGAUUAUUUCCUGCAUCAUCCAAAUUAUCAGCAGGACAAGAUAGACCGGUCCUCUAAUCACAGACAGUCUGACCUCAUUCGUCCAAGCUUCCAGCAGUCAGCCAACCAGAGUUCUCCAAAUCAUCAAGAGGAUGAUGUGGACUUGGAGGCCCUGGUGAAUGACAUGAACUCUUCGCUGGAGAGCCUGUACUCCACCUGCAGUGGUCAACAGACAGAUUCAGCCCCACUACUGCACAAUGGACAGACCUCUUCUUCACACCACCAUCACGCGCAACACAACCAGCCACGGCAGCAUUCACAGGUGUUAAGCCACGCCUCCCCAGAGCCGCCUUCCUCUUCGUCUUUGCCUGCGGACCCUCCUCAUACUGGCCUCCGACGGUCACAGCCAAUGCACAUCCUCGCUGUCAGGAGGUUGCAAGAGGAGGAGCAGCAACUAAGGACAUCAUCGCUCCCGGCCAUCCCCAACCCCUUCCCCGAGCUGUGCAGUCCAGCAAGCUCACCUGUGCUCAGUCCCGGGUCACUACCUCCUGGAGAACCUUCUUCAGGAAAAUAUAUUGUGAAGAUCUUCAGCGAGGACGGCAUGGGUAAGGUUGUCGAGAUCCCAGCUGACAUGACAGCCAGGGACCUUUGCCAGCUCCUGGUGUACAAAAGCCAUUGUGUGGAUGACAACAGCUGGGCACUUGUUGAACACCACCCACUGCUAGGACUAGAGCGAUGUCUAGAAGAUCACGAGUUGGUGGUUCAGGUCCAGGCUUCCAUGAACAGCGACAGCAGAUUCCUCUUCAGGAAGAACUAUGCCAAAUAUGAAUUCUUCAGAAACCCCCUGACAUUCUUCCCAGAGCACAUGGUUGCGUGGUGCCAGGAAACCAAUCAUAUUAUUCCACCAUCUCAGCUCCUCCAGAACUUCCUUGCAACAAACACCUGUCCAGAAAUCCAGGGUUAUCUGUACAUGAAGGACAUGGGUAGGAAGUCAUGGAAGAAAGUUUACAUGUUCCUGCGCCGCUCAGGACUUUACUGUUCUACAAAAGGAAACUCAAAGGAGCCCAGACAUUUACAGUUACUAGCAGACUUAGAGGACAGCAACGUCUUUACCGUCAUCACAGGCAAAAAGCAACACAGUGCACCCACAGACUACGAGUUCUGUAUCAAACCCAAUAAAGCCAGAGGAGAGAUGAAGGAGCUGAGGAUGCUGUGUGCAGAGGAUGAGCAGAGCCGAACCUGUUGGAUGACAGCUUUUCGACUCUUUAAGUACGGGAUUAUAUUGUACCAGAAUUAUAAGAUUCCUCAGCAAAGGAAAACCUUGCUCUCACACUUUUCAGGUCCAGUGAGGAGUGUAUCAGAGAAUUCCCUUGUGGCGAUGGAUUUCUCAGGGAGAAUAGGCAGGGUGAUUGACAACCCCGUAGAAGCUCAGAGUGCUGCCAUGGAGGAGGGACACAUGUGGAGGAAGAGGACUCAACGAAUGAACGUGUUAGGUUCCCACAGUCCACUACACCAUUCUUCAUUAAGCUCAGUCAUCCACAUAGCUCAGCUGUGGUUCUACGGCAGGAUAACCAGAGAGGAAUCCCAUCGCAUUAUUCACCAGCAGGGACAAGUUGAUGGGUUGUUUCUGCUGAGAGUGAGUCAGAGUAACCCCAAGGCAUUUGUGCUCACAUUGUGCCAUCACCAGAAAAUCAAACAUUUCCAGAUACUACCGUGUGAAGAGGAUGGCCAAGUCUUCUUCAGCCUUGAUGACGGCGUAACCAAAUUUACAGACCUGAUUCAGCUGGUGGAGUUCUAUCAGCUCAACAGAGGAGUUCUGCCUUGUAAACUCAAACACCCAUGCACCGUCGUGGCCUUAUGACAUCAUCUGAUCAUCUGACCCCAUGACCUUUGACACUUGACCUGACUCUGCCUAAAA